AUGCAAUCGUUGCCCUCCCCAGAAGACGCGCGCUUCGGCCAUCCGCUGACCCUCCGUCGCCCCCCGCAUCUUCUUCCUCCGCAGCGCUCGAGCGUGUACGUGGGCGUCAUCGUCGCGGGUGCACUCGUCGGCGAGAAGGUCGUGAACCAGGGAUUCGACUCGAUGUGGGCGUCGAACAACAAGGGGAAGUUGUACGCGCACAUCGUGGACUCGUUCCCCGAGCCCGAGUCGGACGAGUGA
This is a messenger RNA of Micromonas pusilla CCMP1545, 240 nucleotides long. RefSeq lists its product as uncharacterized. Bases 1 to 240 code for a protein of 79 amino acids. Lineage: Eukaryota; Viridiplantae; Chlorophyta; Mamiellophyceae; Mamiellales; Mamiellaceae. The transcript has 2 exons. The record is from RefSeq and is a predicted model, not a curated record. Gene Ontology annotation, biological process: mitochondrial electron transport, ubiquinol to cytochrome c.